CGGCACUCGGUUCGUCUGCCGCACUCCGACAGGGAACAUUCACUAUCUACAAAUCCGAUAUUCGGCACGUCGACUCAUGCCUUGCUGCGUCAUCAACACGACGAGCCACGGAUAGCUCCGAUUCGACCGUACAGGGUUACGACGACGGACAUGAUUUCAUGAUGGGCUACUCGACAACAAUGUCCCCCGAGUCCUCGUCUUCUACAUAUCCGGAUAGACCUAUUCUGCCAUUGCCGAAGCGCCGACUUCGAGAACGGCUCUCGGCGGCUGUGGCAGAGUCUAUCAAAUAUCCGCCAGCACCACAAACGACAACGCCCUUGUUUGUGUAUCCUUAUAGUUCCAGGGACGACAACGGAACCCAUAGUCUUGGUGCAGCGAAGAAUUUUGUACCAUGGCGAGGUCUGGAAUCGAGGGCGUUUGUAGGAGGCGAAACGAGAGAUGACACGCCCAUCAGCCAGCAACGAAGGUCUUUACCUGUACGCCCGGCUCCGGAGAUGGCAAAUCUUGGGUUGCGCGGGCAGCAGAGGAGCUUGAGCUCUCGUCACAUCCCUCAAGCGCCGCCAUCAACAGCCUCAUCUGCCGAUGGUUAUGAUUCGUUCGAGAACUCGAACAACAAAAAGAAGCGCAAGAUUCCAACAGCGGGUGAGAGCAUACUGAAUGGCGCGCAUCCGCUGGGCGAUCCUGGGGCGCUUGGAGUGCCGUCACCUCCGACGACUAGCGACGAAGGCUCUUCUGAGAUCGCUGCCGCAGCAACGGCGGCGUACUACCAAGCCGGGACGGCCGCGGUCAACGGCGCAGGUAUCUCUGGGCCUGGUCGUGGUCGAUACGGUCGCGUGCGUAAUGGACGGAGUCCACUGCGAGUCCUUUCCGAUCCUAACAGUGUCUGGCCUGGUCGCGCACCGAAGCCGAAGACGGCAGGGCAGUUGCCGUCGUCGCCACCUGGCGAGAACGUAGGCAUCAUUUCGAGCGCGAUCGCCUCAGCUGAAAAGAAUCCCCGCCCGCAUGGUCAAGAAAACGUCAGCCUUCUGCAGAGCAAGCCAUACACGGUCGCCAGAAACACGCCAUCAGCACCAACCCAGUUCACCUUCACAUUCGACUCCAGCAGUUCAGUGUCGUGGCCUGGUGCUGACUUGGCUCUCGAUUUCCCUGGAUAUCACCACUCGAUUCCACGAGGGAUGGCUGGAGACAAUCGGGACGUAUACAACAAUCGCAACGCCCAGGCGCCACCAAUGGCUGGCGGCGCGUUCUCGGGAGGCCAUGGUGCAACAAAGCAGGGCAACAACGGACAUGGCAAGGGACCGCCCUCGCCCAACGCCCUCCCAAGGAAAACAAAGAAGCGGGGAAACUCGCUCCUGCUAGCUGCGCGUCGGAGGAAGCAGCAAACAGAAGAUCAGAACUAUCACCACCCGCCAGCCCCCGAGGAUAUUUGGAUGUGUGAAUUCUGCGAGUACGAAAGCAUCUUUGGCGAAGCGCCGACGGCUCUCAUCCGGCAGUACGAGAUCAAGGACCGCAAGCGGCGGAGGGAAGAGGCAGAGCGACGAAGGCUGCUGGAAAAGGCAAAGAUGAAGUCCCGCAAGGGAAAGAAGCCGAGCAAGAACCCCGCCAAAACCAACAGCAACCCAUCCGACCAAGCGGCAGCAAACACAUCGGCCGCACAACCAACGGCGAAGGCACCGCAGGAUGGCACACUGGACGGUGUCCACGAGGAGUACGAGAAUGGUUACUACGAGGACGAUGUGCAUGACGAUGACCUGCCACCUCUUGAGUCCUUCUCACAGAACCCAGCUCAACAUCGACAUGCUGCAAAUGUCUUGGGCGAUGGAGGAGGAGGACUAUCAGGAGCCAUGCCACAACCACUGCAAACAUCUGCCUAGACUAUGGGUGAGUCAUACCUAGGCAUCGAUGAAUGCUGCCAUCGUUGCAGAUUAUGAGUGAAGGAAGCUGGUGGAAUGUCAGUAUUCACUAUGAGCAGCAUGGUACAUGAUAUUACCGCUGCAUUCCUGGACAUUGUGUUUGUAGUUCCUGGAUAUCCUCACUGUUUUGGACCUUUCUGGAUUGCGUGUCAACUCAGUCGGCGUGGAAGGCAGACGGGCUGGUGCCUUCAGGCGAGGCUUGGCCGGGCAGGGAAGUAAGCCACAA
Microdochium trichocladiopsis is the source of this 2139-nucleotide messenger RNA. RefSeq lists its product as uncharacterized. NCBI's taxonomy places the organism in Eukaryota, Fungi, Ascomycota, Sordariomycetes, Xylariales, Microdochiaceae. The record is from RefSeq and is a predicted model, not a curated record. The transcript is spliced from 4 exons. Bases 159 to 1874 code for a protein of 571 amino acids.